CAGGCGCCGGGAGCGUGGGCUGAGGCGCGUUGCCGCGCGCCGUGCGGGCUGCGGCAACCGUCGGCCGUCGGCGCGGCUUGGGCGGUUGUCUUGGAGAAGCAAGAUGGCGGCGACGGCGGCCGCGGUGGUGGCGGAGGAGGACACGGAGCUGCGGGACCUGCUGGUGCAGACGCUGGAGAACAGCGGGGUCCUGAACCGCAUCAAGGCUGAACUCCGAGCAGCUGUGUUUUUAGCGCUAGAGGAGCAAGAAAAAGUAGAGAACAAAACUCCUUUAGUCAAUGAGAGCCUGAAAAAGUUUUUAAAUACGAAAGAUGGCCGGCUGGUGGCUAGUCUCGUUGCCGAAUUUCUUCAGUUUUUCAAUCUUGACUUUACCUUGGCUGUUUUUCAACCUGAAACUAGCACAUUUCAAGGUCUCGAAGGUCGAGAGAAUUUAGCCCGAGAUUUAGGAAUUAUUGAAGCAGAAGGUACGGUGGGUGGACCCUUAUUAUUAGAAGUGAUCAGACGCUGUCAACAGAAAGAAAAAGGGCCAACCAGUGGGGAAGGUGCGCUAGAUCUGUCUGAUGUACGUCCUCCACCGAAGUCCCCAGAAGGAAAAACAAGUGCACACAGUGCCCCCAGUAAGAUACCAAGGUAUAAAGGACAAGGUAAGAAGAAGCCAAGCAGGCGGAAGUCUGGUGCCAAGAAGGCCAGCAAUGAUGCUAGUCAGAGUGAUACCAGUAUCUCAUCAUCAGAACCAAAGAGCAAAAGUAGUCUUCACUUAUUGGCCCAUGAAACAAAAAUAGGAUCCUUGUUAAGCAACAAAAGUCUAGAUGUCAAAGACGAAGCUGGUCCUUGUCCAGAUGAAGAUGAUAUGGAAGGAGAUUCUUUCUUUGAUGAUCCCAUUCCUAAACCAGAAAAAACCUAUGGUUGGAGAAGUGAACCUAGUAAGCAAGUAGGAAGCCUUGCAUCUCUCUCGGACGCCCCCCCCUUAAAAAGUGGACUCAGCUCCCUUACUGGAGCUCCCUCAUUGAAAGACUCUGAAAGUAAAAGGGGAAACACAAUUUUGAAAGAUCUUAAAUUGGUCAAUGAUAAAAUUGGAUCACUUGGUUUGGGGACUGGAGAAGAAGAUGACUAUGCUGAUGAUUUUAAUAGUACCAGCCAUCGCUCAGAAAAAAGUGAGCUAAGUAUUGGUGAAGAGAUCGAGGAAGACCUCUCUGUGGAAAUAGAUGACGUCAAUACCAGUGAUAAACUUGAUGACCUGACACAGGACCUCACUGUGUCCCAGCUCAGUGAUGUUGCGGAUUAUCUGGAAGAUGUUGCCUAGGCGAUGAAAGAAGGAAGUAUUCUAAUUGGCAAAGGACAAAGGGCUCUGAUCAGCUCUUUUUUUUUUCCUGGACAAUCUCACUCUUUGCUGGAACGUCUGCUCCCUGUUGGUGCCUGUGUUUCAAAAAGAUGACAUAUUUUUAAAAAUUAACUUUUCAUUAUACUAAACAAAAAUGCUCCUAUUUGAGACCAUGUGUGGAAGAUUUAAUAUUCUUAAUUUGGUUUAGCUACAUGUUUCUCUGUGGAAGUUGAUUACGCUCAAAUUCACUACAAGGAGCGAGCCUGUGAAAUGCCAGUGUUAAGCGCAUGACGAAGGCGCCAGUAAAGCCGUAGGUUCCCAAAGCUCCGCGUGCGCGCCUGUGGGGCAGCCGCCUGGGGUCAGGCGCUUCGGCAGCAGGUGGUUCGUCUGCAGUCAGCGCGUUCGGCAGCAGGUGGUUCUGCAGGUAGUUGGCAGAUGGCCUGGAAAAUCUGCAGUCCUGAAGCCCAUCACUGUAAGUUACAUUUGAUAGGUUGACUUUAUUUCAUAUUUCCUUCCAUUUGGAAGGUUUGUUAGACCAUUAAGGUUAUAUUAAAAUACUCAUGUGUGUGCUACUUAGUUUUGCUUGUUUUAAAGAUUAAAAUCCAGAUGUGGUCAUGACUUUUGAUUCAUGGAAUUGUCUCUGACAGCACUUGCAGUUGCUGCGCUAUGUCCAUGUAAGAAGCUUUAUUCACAGGUUCUCCUUGUCAUAGUUAUAAUUUAUCAUUUGUAAAGAUGCCUUGAAACAUGUUAAAUACCAAAAUGCAUCUGAAACCAUUAAGCGGUGCUUUUAUUCAGAUCUGUAAGUUGGUUAUAUUAAAAUCCAGAUUGGACUGUAGCAGUGGUAAUGGCCUAAGACCCUAUCCAGGUUGACGAGCUUUAUACACUGUACAUGGUUUCAUCGUAACCCUUAGAAGCUGAGCCAGUGAUAGAAUUCCAGGCAGUCUCGUUUACAUUCUAUCCAUUGUGCUGCUAUUUAUGUAGGUUGCUGACAUCACUGAUCCUGAAGUAUUAAAAAGAACAAUUGGAAGUGGUGCGUGCAUGUUCAUAUUGAUGUAAGUAAAGCUGUGAUUGUGUUAAAUUUUGUACUUUUUAAUUUCAGUUAAAUUAAAGCUUUUUAUUAAGUCACCUUUAUUACUAAAAGGAGCAAAUUAGACCUAAUUCAUUGAUCUCAAGAAGUGAACAGACUUUGUGGUUUGUAUUUCAUUUCAUACUAGUCUAAAUAUUACAGAAAUAUUUACUAGGCUCCGAAAUGUAAAGGGAAAUGAUAAUGUAUGGAUCAAGGUUAUGUGACAUUAGAAUCUGAUUUUAUACAAUUUAAGUGAAGCUGAGCCGUAAACACCGAGAGGAAGCAGGACAGAAUGUGGGCCAGGGCAGCCUGGGAGCUGCUCUGCCAAGCUGCCCUCAGUUUGUGGGCCGUGAUCUCAGUCUCGGUCAGGCUUUUUGUUUCAUGUGAGGAAAUAGCGCUGCAUCAAGAUGUAGUCUGUUGCUAAAAGCCCCCCAAUGUGCUCUCUGUAAAAUGUAUUUCCUUGGAUGUCAUCUCUGUGAAAAGUCAUUUUCUAUAAAGAUUGUGGUUCUGUUCUGGCCCUCUGGAA
Molecule: messenger RNA, 2913 nt
Organism: Balaenoptera acutorostrata (minke whale)
Lineage: Eukaryota; Metazoa; Chordata; Mammalia; Artiodactyla; Balaenopteridae
Gene: CEP43
Product: centrosomal protein 43
Exons: 13
Coding region: 104-1303 (399 amino acids)
Biological process (GO): microtubule anchoring
Cellular component (GO): centrosome
Molecular function (GO): protein binding
Source: RefSeq, a predicted model, not a curated record